GGACGCUUGUUGUUGAAGUUAACACAUUUUAUAUUUUUGACUUCUUGUGUAGUUAUAGUAAAAAUACUACAGUACAAAUAAAUGGAUAGCUUGUCUUUUCAUUUUUCUGGUCUCAUUAAAGAUGUAUCGGUAAGAGUUGUAUCAUAUAAUAAGAAGAAAAGGGACCUCCUUACUCAGGCUCUUGAGUCUGAAGAUGUUAGUCAAAUUGCAGAAAAAUGUGAGUUAAUAAACCAUCAAGGAAGUGAAAUAGAUAUAAAGAGUGCUGUAGAUCAAGCUUUCAGAGAAUUAUUACAAGAGACUUUGGUUGAACAAGAUACUUCAGUCCUUGAAAAAGUUAUCAAAAUAUCCAUUGUAGCAGCAGAGAAAGAAUUAUGCUCUGGUAGCCUUCCUGUAAUGUUGAUUGGUGAUAUGUUUGACUGUUUGACUCUUGAUAAAUGUGAGGAGUUGUUUUACUUGCUUGAAGACAGAGUUGAUAUCUGGAAAAGGGAUUUAUUUGUCAAAAACUGUAAAAACCAAAUUCUAAGAUCAUGUAAUGAUCUCCUAAGAAGGCUAUCUCGUUCCCAAAACACAGUUUUUUGUGGAAGAAUAUUAGUGUUUUUGGCAAAAUUCUUUCCCUUAUCAGAACGUUCAGGUUUGAAUAUUGUCAGUGAAUUUAACCUUGAAAACAUAACAAUAUACAGUUCCAAGGAUGAUACUUCGUUAGCAGAUUUUAUUAAUGAAAAAGAUGAAAUGGAGGAGGGGGAAAUGGAUGAUACUUUGUGUCCUGUAAGUGUUGAUUACAACAUUUACCGAAAGUUUUGGUCACUGCAGGAAUUUUUCAGACAACCCAACUUGUGCUAUAAUAAAAUAAACUGGAAACACUUUGCUUCAUAUUCUGCAGAUGUUUUGUCAGCUUUUGGUAGCUUCAAACUAGAUGAUGUGCGUACAACAAAGUGGAAGCUAAAUGAAGCUACAGCUUCAACAUCUGGAAAAACAGUUUACUUUGCAAAAUAUCUUACAAAUCAAAAGUUGCUGGAACUAGAACUAAGUGACAUCAAUUUCAGACGUUAUAUAUUGAUACAGUUUCUUAUCCUAUUCCAUUACCUUCAGUCUCCUGUGAAAUUUAAACAAGAGUCCUUUGUGUUAACAGAUGAACAGCUAGUGUGGAUAAAAGAAACUACAGCCAGAAUAUAUAAGCUUUUAGAACAGACUUCUUCAGAUGGACUUGAUUUUUCCAAAAAUGUUGCGCAUAUCUUGAAGAGAGAGGAUUAUUGGAAUCAGUGGAAGAAUGAAGGAUGUCCCAAUUUUAACUUGCCUGUUAAACCUGAAAAAGAAAAGGAAGUUCAAAAACCAGCCAGAAAAAGAAAAGUUGGAGAUGAGAUCCGUGCAGCAGACAGUCAAGGAAAAAUCUUACUUGGAAAUGCCGAACUUAAUAGACUGUGGAACCUUUGUCCUGACAACUGGGAAGCUUGUCGUUCCAAGAAACGGGAUUUUGUACCUUCCUUGGAGAAGUAUUUUGAAGCUGCUAUUGAACAAACUGAUCCAGCAAAUCAGAUAGAAAAUCGUUUCAAACAUGUUUAUGAUGGUAAUUACGGUUGGCGAGCCUUGCGGCUACUAUCCCAGAAAAGUCCUCAUUUUUUUACUCACAGCAACCAGCCAAUCAAACGUUUACCAAUUUAUCUGGAGUCAAUGGUUCGAAAAAUAGCCAAAGAGCUACCACAGAGUCACCAGCAGCCUGGUCAGUCUACAUCAGAUGAAUCAAGAACAGAGGUGACGUCCAUGGCUGGAGAUGGUGGAGAAGACAGCGAUGAUGAGUUGUUGAAGAAUUCUGAAGAUGGAACAGUGAGAGAGGAAGCAAAAAAAGCUGAUAAGAACCAGGAGCUUGUAACCAAAACCCAGUUAACUAACAUAGCAGAGAAACUGAAAGCUGACUGGAAGGUCUUAGCCCCUGCUCUAGGAUUUGAAGAAGAUGAAAUACAGUACUUCCAGGAUGAAAAUCCUGAUGUUGUGAAACAAGCUAGUCAAAUGCUCCUCAUCUGGAUGGAAGAGGAACCAGAGGAAAGCACAGUGACCAUCCUUAAGAGGAAGCUUGACAGUGUAGGACUUGGUCGAAUAGGAAAUAUUCUGUCUGUAUCUCAGUAAUGUUUACUCUUCUUGUACAGUGAAAGUGUGUGUGUGUGUAUGAUUACAUCUUUUCCAUGACCUCAGUAUAUAUGAAUCAUUAAAGCUAUGUAUAUUUUAAUGAAAAA
Messenger RNA from Limulus polyphemus (Atlantic horseshoe crab), 2228 nucleotides. RefSeq names its product THO complex subunit 1-like (gene Hpr1). Gene Ontology annotation, biological process: signal transduction; regulation of DNA-templated transcription elongation; mRNA export from nucleus. The record is from RefSeq and is a predicted model, not a curated record. Lineage: Eukaryota; Metazoa; Arthropoda; Merostomata; Xiphosura; Limulidae. The transcript has 20 exons. Gene Ontology annotation, molecular function: protein binding. Bases 82 to 2121 code for a protein of 679 amino acids. Gene Ontology annotation, cellular component: THO complex part of transcription export complex.